Diatraea saccharalis (sugarcane borer) is the source of this 2228-nucleotide messenger RNA. Lineage: Eukaryota; Metazoa; Arthropoda; Insecta; Lepidoptera; Crambidae. The record is from the annotation of a GenBank genome assembly.
UUCCGAAAGCUAUUUCGAUUUUCGCUAAGAAAGAAAACGUCAGGCACCAUUCAAUAUGGGCUUGAAAUACGCGAUCAAAAGCUAGUUAUAGCUGAAAUAUUGCUCUAAUUGUAGUGUUAUUGUUAUUAUAGUUUCAUUUUACAUGUACGUUGUGUAACUUUAUUAGAAGAAAAUGGAUACGUUUAUCAUAGGAUACCUCGGUUAUGGCGUUUGUUGAUCACUAAAAAUUUCGUUCGGUUCAUAGUUUUCUUUAUAUUUGAUGUCAGCUUUAGGUUUGUGAUCAUCUGUUUCGUUCGUGUUUACGUGUUUUCUUAAAAUGGUGAAAGAAAAACCUAAUUCUAUUCGGAUUUACGACGACGAAGGUUUUAGACGCCGUGCGGCAUGUAUAUGCGUACGGUCGGACGCCGAAACGGAGGUCCUCCUUGUGACGUCGUCUCGGCGGCCAGACAAUUGGAUCGUGCCUGGUGGCGGUGUAGAACCGGAGGAGGAACCCUCAGUGACUGCGAUGCGAGAAGUGCUCGAGGAAGCUGGAGUCAUUGGCAAACUGGGCCGGUGUCUUGGUGUGUUUGAGAAUCGCGAGCACAAACACAGGACAGAAGUGUACGUGAUGACGGUGACGCAGGAAUUAGCCGAGUGGGAGGACUCCAGGCUAAUGGGCCGCAAGCGGCAGUGGUUCUCUAUAGACGACGCGCUCGCCCAGCUCGCCCUGCACAAACCUAUCCAGAGACAUUACCUGCAGCAGCUGCGACGCUCCAAACAGAACAAAACCGACGACCCCGGCAGCUAAGCCACGACUUUAUAUAUCUACCGCGAACUGACUCGGUUUCCUCUCCACGACCCCCGCCUCUAUCGCUCUAUCGGGCCUCGGUCCCUGCGCUGGGUUUAAGGUCUCCGACCCAAAGCUAAGUCACUAUAUCGAUAAUGCCCAAUUGCGCUAAAUAUACAAGAAAACGCUCUUCUACAUGUUGCUAAUAUAACUAUUUGCUCCGUAGAUAUAGAAAAAGAUAAAAAUACCCUUUCUUCAAAUGGUAAUUUGUUAAGAUUUAUAUAUAUUUAUUGUGAUCAUGCUCUGGCUGACUAAGCGUCCUUAUGUUUUAUUCAAACGCCUAUGUCAUAAUUACGUAAUAAUUAGAAGACAGAAUAAUAACAUCAUGUGAAUGGGUCUUUAUAGCGCGGGCGCUUCUCAAUUUUUAUCUUUGUAAUUAUUUUUAACAAUAAUGUAAUACAUAUUGCAUUGUGUGACGUCACUAUGAAGUAAUAUGACAGGGGUGGGGAAGCAAUCUUGAGCGAGGUGAAUGAUAUUCAUAUUUUUAUUUAUGAUCGGAAUGAGCCAGUUCCACUUUCCCAAAACGUAAUGUAUAAUAAAUAAAAUAGUAAUAUAUAAUUUUAUAUAUUUAAAAUGAAAUUUCAGAAUUAAAAUUUCUAGGCAAGUCCAAAUCUGUGCAGCUUUAAUUGAGUAACAAAUAGGCAUACAUUUCAAAUUUUUGAUAAAUGGCCAAUAGCAUAUCCGUAUGAACUGUGUUGAUUUAGAACUUGCCGUCUUUGUGAUUGUUAAUUUAUAAAAUAAAUAUGCGCACUCAGUCAUAUAUUAAAUAAUAUUUUCAAUGCAAUGUUAAGUUUACGUCAUCAUACACGCGAAACGUUAAACACUGAUACAAAUUAAUAUUACUUUAAAGAGAUGCAAGUGUGUAUAACUUUAGUUCAAACCUUAAUAGUUGCGUUUAACGGCUUUAUUAUGUUAUCUUUGUCAUGAACUUGAUGUCGAACUGGUAAUUAGGGAAAAACUUUCUGAAUUAUUUUAUUCUUUUAACUUAGUCAUUUAUAUGCCAUAAUUUUAUUUAUGUAUCUCAUUGUUUAAGUGUUUUAAAUAGGAUUAUAACUUGUGUAUAAUGUGAAUAUAUUGUACUAUUUCUAGCCAAAUAGUGACAUUGGCUUUGUGUCAUUUCGGUAAUGACCUUUUUUAGAGACCGUGGCCCGAGCGUGAUGAAAAAUGCAAUGCUAAAAUAAAAACGCUGCGACACGUAACUCUGUAACAUCCCUUCUUUUCUACUUUUACGUAUAUUUUUAUACUACGAUGGAAUAAAUGUUAAUUUUAUUUUGUUAGCAUUAAAUUGAAAAGACAUAUGAACUCUAUUUUUAUUUAAAUUAAUUAACUUGACUUUUUUUUAUUAAGGAAUCUGAAUGAGUUUUUUAAUAAUAAUAAAUUUUAUAUUGCUCUUCUCAAAAGU